Aegilops tauschii subsp. strangulata is the source of this 1934-nucleotide messenger RNA. Its product is annotated as sphingoid long-chain bases kinase 1. Gene Ontology annotation, molecular function: ceramide kinase activity. Gene Ontology annotation, biological process: phosphorylation; ceramide metabolic process. NCBI's taxonomy places the organism in Eukaryota, Viridiplantae, Streptophyta, Magnoliopsida, Poales, Poaceae. The record is from RefSeq and is a predicted model, not a curated record.
CCAUCUUCCUCAUCCAACGGCCGCUAAUCGUCGGCAGGAGAAAACAAACGAACAAAAGGAAAGGGGCACGAAAUAAACACCGCGUGCUUCCCCUCUCCUCCGCGAUCCCCCUCUCCCCUCUCCUCUCCGUCGCCGCCGCUCGCCGCUGAGUCCCGAGCACCGCCGCGGCCCCUCCCUCCGUUAACUUGAGACUUGAGAGGUGCUUCUUGAUCUGAAGCUGUGUGCGGUUGCCUCGCGUCCAGAUUGAUCAUGAGCUCCAGAAGCCUCGUCCGAUCCCCGGUGUCCUGUAGUGCUGUAAACGAAUGCUUUUCCUACAAUUCACGCCGCCCAAGAAGCUACUAUCAGUAUUCUAAUACCAUGAAGCUACAAACACCGCAAGCUGGCCAGAUGCUUUUGCCUCGCAAAUUAUGGAAAUCUACUCGAUUGCAGACCACCCUUCUCACCCAGAGGCGGACUGUAUCAAACUGUUGCUCUGACCUUAGUACCACUUACACAGAGCAACUUCCCAGCUAUUUAGCACUUAAUGUUUUGCAAGACCAAUCAAAUGCGAAACAAAACAAUAUUCGUAAAGUCCUUGUCAUCCUGAACCCUAAUUCUGGAUUCCGUAGCUCUCGUGAGGUUUUCUACAAGAAAGUGCAAGCAACACUGAAGCUUUCAGGCUUCGCGAUGGAGGUUGUUGAAACAGCGUAUGCUGGUCAUGCAAAGGUGCUUGCUUCUACUGUUGACCUCAGUACAUGCCCUGAUGGCAUUAUCUGUGUUGGGGGUGAUGGAGUCGUAAAUGAGGUUUUGAAUGGUUUACUUGGUAGAGACGAUUUGAAAGAGGCGCUUCAACUUCCUAUUGGGAUAGUUCCUGCUGGUUCCGAUAAUUCAUUAGUAUGGAGUGUUCUUGGCAUCAGGGAUCCUGUGUCAGCAGCAACUGCUUUAGCUAAGGGUGGUUUCACACCGAUUGAUGUGUUUGCUGUAAAAUGGAUCCAAGCUGGAGUUACUCAUUUCGGUUUGACGGCUUCCUACUGUGGUUUUGUAGCUGAUGUUCUGCAAUUAUCUGAAAACUUCCGCCUGCAGCUUGGGCCCUUCCGUUACGUCAUCGCUGGCAUUCUUAAGUUUUUGUCCCUGCCCCAAUACAAAUUUGAGGUGGAUUAUCUAUCACCAGAGAAAAAUCCUAACUUGGAGUCACCGAUUGAAAAAUGCCAUGGCCAGCUUUCUGAUGACAGCAAGGUUAAGAGUGGUACUUAUAUGGAUAGUAGCACUGGAGAUAAUUGGGUUACGAUGAAAGGGGAGUUUCUUGGCAUUUUGGUCUGUAACCACUUCUGCAAGCCUGCCCAGGGGUUAUUUUCUCCAGUUGUUGCACCAAAAGCUCAGCAUGAUGAUGGCAGUCUGGACUUGAUUCUUGUACAUGGAAGUGGAAGACUCAGAUUAUUUUGCUUCUUUGUUGCCUAUCAGUUUUGCUGGCAUCUUCUACUCCCUUUUGUGGAAUAUGUCAAGGUAAAACAAGUAAAUGUUAGGCCAGUGGGCAGUACCCACAGUGGUUGUGGUGUCGACGGCGAGCUUCUUCAGGCGGAAGGCCAACCAGAAUGGCAGUGCUCUCUGCUCCCAGUACAAGGCCGGUUGCUUGGCCGGCAUCCCAGAACAUAGAAGUAGGUUUGUGACUCAUCCAGAAGUCAGUGCUGACAGUUCCGAGCAAUACUACAAUGUACCCAUUAAAUUAAGUGGUUAACAAAGUAUUGUUGCACUGUAAAAAUGUGUCUUCUGCCAUUAUUUUCACCCAUUCUCUUAAGGUUGUAGAUCUGCAGAUGAACUCCAGGUUGUAGGCCCCCAUUGAUGGGCAAGUGUAUAUUCCAGGAAAAGUGAGGCUUCCUUCUCUUCUUGGCAUGGAAGUACAAUGCAGAUGUAAUGUUAAGCUUAAUUUUAUUCAUUAUUCUGAUUGUCUGUUUAAA